Exophiala oligosperma is the source of this 2298-nucleotide messenger RNA. RefSeq lists its product as uncharacterized. The record is from RefSeq and is a predicted model, not a curated record. The transcript has 3 exons. NCBI's taxonomy places the organism in Eukaryota, Fungi, Ascomycota, Eurotiomycetes, Chaetothyriales, Herpotrichiellaceae. The coding region runs from base 1 to 2298 and encodes 765 amino acids.
AUGCAGGCCUACGCCUUGGGACUGCGACAGUCCGCAGUCGAGAGCCUCGACGAUGGCCAGAGUCGAUAUGUACCGAGCUCAGUGUACAGCGGUCCGGGGCCAAUAGAUGAUUCUCCGGCAAUUGGAAAUACACAGAGCUUCAUGUCGGGCGCUCUGCGUGGUCCCUUUACCGACGAGCAGCCGACUCCCCGUUUCGCGCCGCCGAUGCCGAAGCAGUCGCGCAACUCCACUCUCCUCAACAUCAACGACCCCGUCGCCAUGCACCUGCUCGCCGAGACUGCAAUGAGCGAUAGUCGCGAUUUCGAAGUGCUCUCGUUCGAAGAGAUGGAUCAGUUGAAGAGAGAACGGGCCUCUCUGAGAAGCAAGGUCGACACGACAAAGAGGAGACUGGCUCUGGAAACGAAACUGCGGGAUGCGGCACAAUCACUCAAUCGCCUGUACUCGGUUCGCGACAAGCACGACUCGAGAGGCGGUUCUCCCAAAAACAAGAGGCGCAGCUUCCUUGGGAACCACAGGACCAGUGGUGCGGAGAUGGUGAGUCGGGCAGACGACGAAUAUGCCGCGAGCAACAAGAAGGUCCAGGACCUCACACAGGAGCUGUCGCAACAGGAGAGGGAGCUAGAGCGGGUGCAAAUGAGAAUCCUUCAACAUACAGCGGGAAUCCUACAGAUGACACACAAGGGUCUUAAGAAGAACCUCCGCCAGUCCGAGUUGCCGAGAAGCCCGGAGAGUAUGACGAGCCAGCCAAAUGGGAGAAUGUCCGGGGUGCCAGGAAUCGAGGAUUUUGACGAACGUAGCUUGUACCAAGUGCCCGACUAUGUCACCGAAUUUGGUUCGGCAUCACACGGCUUGGGCAGAAGCAAACGAGGAAGCAAAGACCCCAUUGAAGACAUUGCAGCUCGUCUCCAAGAAGUCAACAGCCGACUACAUACCAUGAUCAAUCAGUCCGGGACACAGGCGCACUUUGAUCCGCCUCCACAGCCGACCGACGGUGAUCUGGCCGGUCGUAUCGGCGCUCAGAUCCAAGCCCAUUUGGGCUAUCUAUCCCAAGGCCUCGAUGCCAUGGAAGCAGUGCAGGCACAGUCUAAGGACACGGACCAAGACUCGGCCUUGAAUCACCAAGAGCAGCUUGAAGAUGUUAACAUGCGUCUUCACGACAUGCUCCAGCGAACGAAUUCGGUCAGCCAGAGCCCCAUUAUACCGCAAGAUGAACCGAGAGGAAAGGACCUGCCGUCUCAAUUGGCAUUUUCCUUCUCGAUCAUCGACCGACUGAACUCGCGCGUCGAGACAUUGCUGGAACAAAAGGCGAUUCUCACACGACAGAUUCAGCAGCAGCGAGAGCUGAACAACAAGUCGGAUAGUCAGCGUGACGCCACGAUCCACAACUUGAUGGACGAGAUCGAACAACACAAGCAGACCCACGCUACAAACGAGGAGGACUCCAGACGUUUCCAGGAGCAAAUCAAUCUUCUUUUGGAGCAGCUGGACAUGGCUAAGCAGGAAAGCAUGCUUUUGGAACAACAGCGAGGCGCCAGUGACCGCCAGGCAGAGGAUGCUGCUGCCCCCUUUCUCCAGAAAAUCAGUCUUCUCGAAACCGCCAAAGCAGCAGCAGAGACGGACCUCGCGAAGUCUCGGGACGAAAUCAAGGAGCUGGAGUCGGAAGUGGUGCGGGCACAGACAGAACUGACCAUGGUAAAGGCCGAGUUGGACGGGGCGUACGGAACACGUGCUCAGCGAGCUGCUGAUGUGUCGAUGAAUCCGGCCAUCCAGAAGGAGAUUGACAGUCUGAAUGCACACAACCGAGACCUGGAGAACCAGCUUGAUUUCCUCAAGAACCAGCAUGAGACCAAGGGCGUCGGUAGCGCUGAACUCCAGAACAAGGUCAAUACCCUCCAGCAAGAGCUCAAGGCAACGCUGGAAGAAUACGAGAUCAUGACAAAGCAGAGCAUUGAGGAUGAGAAGGAACGUGAACGUCUCGAGGAACAAGUCGACGCGUUCCAACAGCGAUGCGAGACUUUGGAAUCUCAAUUGAACGAAGAAAAGGUCAAAUGGUUGGGUGCAAAGGCCGGCUUGCCCACCGAGACUACAUCGACCAUGGUCUUGAAGAACGAGUUCAAGAAGAUGAUGCGUGAAACCCGCGCCGAGAAUCUGAAGACGAUCAAGGCCGAGCAGGAAGAACGACGUCGGCUCGAGGGCAUCAUCAAAGGCCUGCGCAAAGACCUUCAACAACGACAGAGUCAAAAGGACGUGUCUAGCUCUGAAAACGCCAUCUCUAGUGGAAAUGUACCAAUUUCUUGA